AUGGCCAAAGUUGCCGCCGUCUUCGGUGUGAUCGUGUGCAGCAUCGUUCUGCUGCACGGUGCUAGCGCCAAUCCCUUCGGCCAUUAUCCGCCACACGCCCCGGAGUGUACCAAGUGCGCCCACAAAGUGCAACCGGUAACCGUGGUGGAGACGAGCCCGGCCUUCCGUCCCGCAUCCUUCCUCGAGUUCUACGAGAUCUUCCUCGACUGCUUCAACACUCUGCGCAUUCCGCUGCGCAAGUACCCGGCGUACCUGUCCGGACUCUUCCCGGAGGAUGCGGAAACGAAGUGUUUCCUGCGUUGCGUGGCCAUCAAGCUGGGCGUGUACUGUGACGAGGCUGGAGCCGACCUCGAACGCCACUGUUUGCAGUUUGGUCUCGGACAGUGCUGCGAAGAGUUCAAGCGACAGCACGAGCUGUGCCUGGAGCAGAACUCGGUGCCGUGUCCCGAUCGUUGCACGGCCGCCUACAAGCAGGAGCUUUGCUUCCAGGAACCGAUCGCCAAGUACCUCGACUUCCACACCCACCAGCUCGGCCAUCUACUGCACCAGGCCAAGUGCAGCAACAACCUGCCCCUGCUGCACCCCUAAGGGACCCGACAACGAUCAACCGAUCCGGAUCAAACCGAUUCAGGAUCAACAAAGGCACCCUUCGAUGAACCGUUUUCUUCCAUGCGAGCCCCCCGAACUUUAUCCAUUUUGAUUGUGGAAAACCUGCAGCAGCUGUGUGUAUGUG
Messenger RNA from Anopheles aquasalis, 733 nucleotides. RefSeq lists its product as uncharacterized. The record is from RefSeq and is a predicted model, not a curated record. Gene Ontology annotation, biological process: sensory perception of smell. Lineage: Eukaryota; Metazoa; Arthropoda; Insecta; Diptera; Culicidae. Gene Ontology annotation, molecular function: odorant binding.